Messenger RNA from Cephus cinctus (wheat stem sawfly), 2016 nucleotides. Its product is annotated as alpha-glucosidase. The transcript has 6 exons. The record is from RefSeq and is a predicted model, not a curated record. NCBI's taxonomy places the organism in Eukaryota, Metazoa, Arthropoda, Insecta, Hymenoptera, Cephidae. Gene Ontology annotation, biological process: carbohydrate metabolic process. The coding region runs from base 20 to 1816 and encodes 598 amino acids.
AAACUCAACUAUUGCAACAAUGGUGACAUCGGCAUCUAGACGCUUGGCUGUCGCCAUAUUCGCUAUCGCAGCCGGACUGGUUCUCCAGGUUCAUGGUGAGAAGCAAUGGUGGCAAACAACGACUGUCUAUCAGAUUUGGCCGCGAUCCUUUAAGGACAGCGAUGGAGACGGAAUUGGCGAUUUGAAUGGUAUCACAAGCAAACUGGAACAUCUAAACGACAUGGGAAUAGAGACAAUAUGGAUAUCCCCAUUUUUCAAAAGUCCACUAGUCGACAGUGGCUACGACGUCUCCGACUACUUAGCCAUAGACCCAAUGUAUGGGACUUUGGAGGACUUUGACAAUCUAGUAGCUCGCGCCAAGGAACUUGGAAUCAAAGUGGUUCUGGACUACGUUCCUAACCAUACGAGUACGGAACACGAGUGGUUUAAGUUAUCCGAAGCCAGUGUCGCCCCCUAUACCGAUUAUUACGUGUGGCACGAGGGAAUUCUGGAUGAAAACGGUACCAGAAGACCACCGAACAAUUGGUUGAGCCUUUUCAAUAGCGGAAGUGCUUGGGAAUGGAGCGACAAGCGACAGGCUUAUUAUUACCAUCUAUUUGAAAAAAGGAUGGCAGAUUUGAACUUCAGGAAUGAGUUAGUCAUUCAGGAAACGAAGAAAGUAAUUACGUACUGGCUGGAUCGCGGUGUUUUUGGAUUACGUAUGGAUGCAAUGCCACAUAUCUACGAGGAUGCUGAAUUUAGAGACGAACCGUUAUCAGGAAGAGACAUACCUGCUAAUGAGUACAUGUACUUAAAUCAUAUCUAUACCAAGGAUUUGAUUGAAAAUUAUGAACUUAUUCGUAUAUGGAGAGAUCACUUUGAUGAAUAUAAUGCAAAGGCUAAUGAUGGUCUAGAGCGCAUCAUGUUUACCGAGGCAUUCACUGAUAUAUACAUGAUGACUUUAUAUUAUCAUUACGGUGCUCAUAUCCCGUUCAAUUUCCUCUUUAUCACAAACAACGGUAUUGGCUAUAAUGCUGCAACUCAGUCACCUGCAGGAAUCAAGAAUAUUAUUGAUGAAUGGCUUCGGCAUAUGCCUGAAGGAGCAACACCCAACUGGGUCAUUGGCAAUCAUGACAGAGCGCGCAUGGCCACGCGUUUCGGUUCCGAGAAGAUAGAUAUGUUCAACUUCAUUUUACUUUUGUUACCUGGCGUCAUGACGGUUUACAAUGGUGACGAGAUCGGCAUGACGAAUACGUAUAUAAGUUGGGAGGAAACACGAGAUCCUGAGGCCUGCAACAUUGGUCCUGAUCGCUAUCAUGCAUUUUCUAGGGAGCCUGUGCGCACGCCUUUUCAAUGGGAUGAUUCUACGUCAGCAGGAUUCUCUACGAACACCACGGUGUACUUGAAAGUGAACGAGAAUUAUCGUACACUGAAUUUGGCGGCGCAAAAGGCUGCUGAUAAGAGUCACUAUAAGAACUUCCAGGCAGCCAUGAGGCUCAGGAACACGACGGUGGCCAAAGAUGGAGCCCUGAAGACACUCGUUAUCGGCGAGGAUGUCUUCGCCAUGUCCAGAGAAUUGGAUGGUCACGACCCCCUACUCGUUGUUAUUAACUGGUCGAAGUCUCCGGUAACAGUCAGUCUUGAUGACUUCAGUAACUUCAGUGAGAAGCUGGAAGUGCUUCUGUCGGACGUUAAUAGUGAUUUCAAAUUUGGAGACACUGUAUCCAGGAGCAGCAUUACCCUGCAGGGUAAUGCAGCUUUGGUAUUAACAUCAUCUGACAUUACCCGGUUCCACUACUCGGACGCCUCAGAAGCGCCUGUCCAACACCAUCCUUGAAAUUCUUCUUCAACGUGUAAAUCAAGUUGAAAUAUGAAAAGCAGAAUUUAAUAAACCUCGGUUAAUAAUGUGGUCAUAAAUUGAAUUGACAGUAGUUAACAUUUAACUACCUGUUUUUCACGCAUGUCAGAUGCUACCUAAAUGUAAUAAUACAAUUUUAUGGUUAUAAGUGGUGACUUAUAAAGUAAUUAUACCUGCAA